This is a messenger RNA of Stegodyphus dumicola, 1083 nucleotides long. RefSeq names its product peptidoglycan recognition protein-like. The record is from RefSeq and is a predicted model, not a curated record. Gene Ontology annotation, biological process: innate immune response; peptidoglycan catabolic process. Gene Ontology annotation, molecular function: peptidoglycan binding; zinc ion binding; N-acetylmuramoyl-L-alanine amidase activity. Lineage: Eukaryota; Metazoa; Arthropoda; Arachnida; Araneae; Eresidae.
CCCACCCCUUCAAGGGAUUACCAUAUGGAUUACCAAGGUUAUGGUGACAUAGCUUAUAACUUCCUCAUAGGAAGUGACGGACGUGUAUAUGAAGGUAGAGGAUGGACGGUAAGAGGGACUCACACUCUCAAUUUCAACACCAAUUCUGUAGGUAUUGCCUUCAUAGGUAAUUUCAACGAGAUCCAACCUAAUAAGAAGAUGAUCAGUGCAGUUCUGAAUCUCAUCAAUUGCGGGGUCAGAAAGGGGUAUUUGACGCCUAUAAGAGAGAUAUAUGGCCACAGGGACGUUGGUUGCACUGAGUCACCAGGGAAAAAUUUAUACCGAGAGAUACGAAAAUGGCCAAACUACAAAGGAGGUCGGAUGCCGUAUUACACAUGUUAAAUUUUACGUGAUAUGAAUAUUUUCACAAACGUAUAGAUGGAGACAUUAAAAAAAAUUCGUUGAAAAAUGUGUUACGUUUGCAAAACUGACUGUAAAAGUUUGCCAUAUCUGCGAUCUGUUCGAAAUAAUGUAUCUUAUUGUUAGUUUUAGGCUUGACAGUUUGUUGUCCAUCACAUUAGAUCAGCGUUUUUCAACCAGUCUUCCUGGGAAUGUCUGUGUUCUGCAAGAAAUCGCUGAGGAAUCACAGCAUUUCAUGCAAAAAUAUUAACAUUCCGCGAUCAAAGAUUAGAGAAUCACAGUGCUCCAAGAGAGAACGCUAAGAUUCCACGAGAAAUCGCUGUCAACCAUGGUUCUCAGCGAAAACUCUCUACGAGACAUUGUGUUUUUCAAGAAAUCGUGAGUUUUCUCCAAUAAAUAGUGACGAAUAGGUUGAUCUUUCGUAAUUAUGUAGCUAGUCGAACGAUUGUAAUAUUUGUGUAAAGAAUUCCUUGAUAUAUGAAUAUUAAUUUCAGGGCUCUGGAAAUAUAAACAGUUUGAAAAACGCUGAAUCUUUGUGUACAAAAUAAAGCAUGUACCAUUUUGGCUAAUCUUUGGAAUAUGGUAACUGGUAGUUUGGCGACAUUUUGGUAAGGCGAUAAAGGUUACUAGCUAGGACUUUAGCAAUAAUCUGAGAAGUACACAGUUCGAAUCAGAUUAUUUUGU